AUGGAAAGUGUCCCAGGAGACUACAGCAAACGAGUGUAUCAAGGUGUGAGAGUGAAGCACACAGUCAAAGAUCUGCUGGCAGAAAAGCGAUCCAGGCAGACAAGUAACUCAAGAUUUAAUGGCAGCAUCAGUUCCUCUCAGCCUCCAUUUGUCCAGAUGCCAGGUUCGCCAGUCACGUCGGGUUACUACGGUGUCAGAAGAUCUUUCUUAUCUGACUCAGACUUCCACAACACCAAACAGUUUUCAAACGACAUCUACACCUCAAGCGUGGCGAAGCCCUUUCCCUGCGAGUCCCCCACGGGGCAGGGCCACACGUCCCUCCUGGAGUCCUACUUCCCGGAGCCCUACGGAGACCACCGUCCCCCGGCCCUGACCCCCAGCACAGGCUCUCUGUUCAAUGCCUCGCCGCUGCCGCCGCUCCUGCCACCCCCCUUCCCCAGCGACCCCGCGCACUUGGUAUUUAGGGACUCAUGGGAGCAGACGGUGCCUGAUGGUCUCAGCCAGCCAGACCCAGUGCCUACCGACAUCCUGCAGACCUUGCCACCCAGCACAAGUUGCCUCUCCCAGCUCGAGUCUGGUAGUGCCACCCAGCAUAGGGGCUCCAGCUGGGGAUCAUCCCUUGCUGGGGCCCAGUCCUACUCGCUGCAUGCGCUGGAGGAUCUGCACCACACGCCGGGGUACCCCACUCCACCUCCUUACCCCUUCUCCCCUUUCAUGACAGUAUCAAACGACCUACCGCCCAAGGUGGUGCCGAUCUCCCCAGAUGAGGGGGCAGACACCUCUUCCCUUCAUGACCCUUCAUCUUGGAUGAAAGAAGACGGGAACGUGGCCUGGGGGGCAUAUGAAUGCCGCAGAGCUUACUGA
Molecule: messenger RNA, 864 nt
Organism: Cynocephalus volans (Philippine flying lemur)
Lineage: Eukaryota; Metazoa; Chordata; Mammalia; Dermoptera; Cynocephalidae
Gene: POU2AF2
Product: POU class 2 homeobox associating factor 2
Exons: 5
Coding region: 1-864 (287 amino acids)
Molecular function (GO): POU domain binding; DNA binding
Source: RefSeq, a predicted model, not a curated record